UUUUAAAUUAGAUACCGCUAAUUAUGUUGUGAGGGUAUUUCUAUGAAUACUAAUAAGAUGACUUUUAUAAUCAUUUAAUUAUUUUGUGUGCACGUGUAACGGUUAUAAAUAACAAUGGAAGACGAUGAUAAAAAGAACAAAGUGUUUUCUUAUAGCAAUCUGGAAAAUCAAACAUAUCGGUAUUUACAACAUCUAGCUAAAUCUCUUGAAUUACCGGCAAAUUUUAAGAAAAUAUAUCUUAUAGAAUUAAUACUUGCCAAAAAACACAACACAGAUGUUGAAGUGAACAACAUCAUUAAAAGGGUAAAAACUGAAAGGCUUCAACUUGUGUGUGCAAGAAAGGAAUGGUUGAAACGUAAACAGAUUGUCCACAAAUCUUCACCACCGAUAAUGUCUACACCAAAACGUUUCAGUUACAGCCCUGAGAUGAGAACAAUCUCUUACAACCCUAAAAGAAAUUUACUUAGAAAUAUUUCCGCUAAAAACUCAUGCGACAGAGUCUUAAGGAGCUUCGAUAUGAAAAAUUACACCUCAAAUUCCAUAGACAAUUUGAACAAAGAGUCAAGUAUAAAGAUCAUAGCUAACGGCGGAUUCCCACAAAUUAAUUUAGCCAAGUGUGUUAUGAAGCGACAUAGGCCGAGCAUUCUGACAUCCAACACGGGAUUGAAGAGGCAAUUGAUGCUAACAUCGGCGAUGGACACUAUAGACCAACCGGCGAAACGCAAACGAACACUGAGCGGCAUUUAUCCGAUACAAGACCUGAUACCAAGAAACUUAACAACAGACAGCGUCUGUUUGAGAAAAAUUGACGGUAGUUUGGCUAAAAUAAACGCUCUGAUACAAAAAAGCAACAGUACAAUGCCGAUACAGAAAAAUAGCUACAGAAACCAGGACGUGAACGUGCAGGAGAUAAUAAACUGCGUGGAGUCUAGCAACGUGCUUCAGUACCCGAACAUGUCGGCGCUGGACACGAGCACAGCCGACAGCUACAGCGACGCGGACCUGUACUCCAUACACUACCACAAGAAAAUAAAAGAGCAGAUAAGAUGCGAGAGGAUAAGAAACGUGUCCGAGAGCCAGCACCUGCCCGACAUCAGCGAGGUGUUCAGUCAGCUCAGUCAGCUCAACAGAAAGGAUCUCACGGCGCCGCUGUACGUGCAAGUCAGUUCGGAGUCCGAGAGAACACAAAACUACGUGUACAACAUGCCGCGUGGCUCCAGCGCCGUGAUGCUGGAGACGUUGUAUAAUUUUAAAAACCAACUAAUAACCAACACGCCGCUCUUGAAGAUAGCGUCUACAGCGAGCACCAAGUCUGUUUACAGCACGCCCACAGUCGUCACAGCCUUGCCGCAACCUUCCACUGUUACCGCCGACGCUUACCCCUCUGAAAACCGUAGGUUGGAGGACGUGUACGAAUUCCUUCAAUUCUCAGAAUCCACAUUAAGAAGAUACUCGCAAGAUCCCGAUACUCCGAUGUCUCAGAGCUCACAGGAUAUAAACACUUGUAGCAUACCGGAGAUGGUGGAAGACGCUAUGGACAUCAUAAGGGGGGACGGGAAUUACAUGCAACAGAUAGAGACGGAGUCGGUGAGAUGUGUUCUGUGUCAAGAAGAAGCGAACAAGCUCACUAUAGAAGGACAUGUUAGAAUGGAACACCCCGAACACAUCCACCGCGGCGCCAGCGAGUGUUCCGUGUCUUUCCGUCUGUCCUCUAUCUGCGGCUCCUGGUCCAGCGCCGUGGUCGAGCUGGAUGAUGUGCUGUGCGUGUUGAACGUCAGGUGUCAUGAGGAUCAUCUAUGGGGCGUACUGACGUCAUUAUCAUCGGAUGCUGUACAAAAAUUUGGCAAGAUAACAAUAUAUAACAAGCUUUCCGGGGAGCCGUUCUAUUGGUACGGCCCUAUACAUCCAUCAUACCACCAGCUGUAUGAAAACGGCACGAAUUGCAUCAAAAUAGGCCUAUCCAAAUUAGAUUUGCUACACAACAGUGCAAACAUAAGAUUUGUCAACAGCGAGCUGGUCAGUGACACAAACAGCAAAGUUAUUGUCGGACAGAAAAUUCUAAACGACAUAACAAUUGAUGUGUAUGUUAAUGUCUUUUGACAUUUUAUGUCAUUUAUUGUGUCACAUCUGACAUCUAUUAUGUCAUACGUUAUGUAGAUUAAAUUUUAAUCCACAUAUUUAUAUUGUCUAUUUAUAAGAGAUGAUUUUUUUUUUAUUAUAUAUUUUUUUUGUCUUUACCGGAGUUGAUUUUGAUGGUUUUGUUUUUGUUUUGAAUUUUUUAUGAAGACGAUUUAGAGAUUUAUUUCAGAAGAAUUACUUACAAGCCUGAUUAUAUCCAAAUAUAUCUUUCUUUGUUAUUGUACGGCCAUUUUGUAUAAUUUUUAUAUCUUUAUAAUGGUUAAAAAGUAGAAUAAAU
Messenger RNA from Danaus plexippus (monarch butterfly), 2416 nucleotides. RefSeq lists its product as uncharacterized. The record is from RefSeq and is a predicted model, not a curated record. Bases 115 to 2100 code for a protein of 661 amino acids. Lineage: Eukaryota; Metazoa; Arthropoda; Insecta; Lepidoptera; Nymphalidae. The transcript has 11 exons.